Molecule: messenger RNA, 2804 nt
Organism: Pomacea canaliculata
Lineage: Eukaryota; Metazoa; Mollusca; Gastropoda; Architaenioglossa; Ampullariidae
Exons: 7
Coding region: 523-1629 (368 amino acids)
Source: RefSeq, a predicted model, not a curated record
CCCCCGGCUGACGUCACAGGCUAGAGCUGGCCUUUGGCUGGGUGAUCUGAUACAGAAAACUAUAAACAGUAACGAGGGGGAACUACUUUUGAAGGUCCUGAUGGCACUACAUUUCGUGAUUAAGAUGUUGAUGCAAAAUGCGGCUAACCUUCGGGACAUUAUGGAAAAACUCCCUCGCGAGGCAAACAACUUCCUGCACAAAGCAUCGACCCUGAGGGCUCCAAGUCUACUCCUGUGCACCCAAACACUCCACUUGCCUUACGGGUAGUCGUGAUCCGGACCGCUUUUUUUUUUUCUUGUAGUCGGCGUGGUUGCACAAUAAUUUUCCCCUUUUCUCGCCUGUUGACUCUUGAAAGGUUUGAAGGAGGGAAAGAAGGAGUCAGUCCGCACGUUGUGCCUGAAGGAACAGGUUGCACGCCGUCAGAGCAGCGUUACGGUUGCUUGCGGACUUCAUUCCCUGCCCUCGUGUACCCGAGUUCUUUGUGUGAGUCUCUAUUGGCGGCUUUCCCAGGGUGCCGGCUGAUGAUGACAAGUGGCCAGUACAGCUUCCCGCCUGUCAGCAGCAGUCAGGUGGAUGCAACGAGGGUCAGUACGGACACGUACCGCUCGCCCUUUGCCCCGGAUGGCCACGUCCACUUCGUCUGGAGUGACCACGCCUCGCCCCUGCCGCAGAUUCUCAAGGACCAUUCUCUCCCACUUGUUGUCAAGCUUCCAGACGACUCAGUUGUUCGGGCACAGAAAGAUAACUCUCUGGACUUCCGCCAGCCAUUGCUGCUGUUCCGUGAACACCAAGAGUCGCGGCUGUACGCGCGGAGUGUCAGCGAGGAGGAGGGAACCUGGAUGGAAACGGGACCUUUCGUCGUUAUCCCUGCUAACUACCAGGGACUCUUCAGGCCGGUGGGUCAGGCCGCCAAGCCCGUGACCUCCGUGUCCACGCUGGCUCGGGUCAUGCCCCUGAGCUUCCUGUCCACAACAACGUGCGAGGGCUACCUGUGUGUCAGUCCUCUCGAGUCGGACACAGUGUACCGGAAGUGCCCUCUACCUGUCGGCCUCUACCUUGUGCGGGACGUGCUGGAGGACCACAUCAGCGUCCACCGCAGUGGCCGUAAGAACCACAAAACCAAGCUCGUCAGGUGCCUUAGAUGCAUGAACGACCACAGCACCAUCGUGUUGUUCCCCCUGAAGACGCAAGGGGAGUUUUUUGUUGCUGGUGUGGAGGCGACCUCCCCUCGCCACGCCUCAGUAGACGAGUCUUCACGAGUGUACCACUGGCCAGAACUCUUCAAGCCCAGCGUGCAAAGCAGUCCAUCGACGUUUAUCCUCGUGUACGGUAAACCACCGUCUCAAGAGUGCAACUUCACUGGCGUUGUUAAUUUCAAACACGUGACCGCAGAGCAUACUGUGAUUGGCUGCACGACAGCAGAUGAGAAUCCGACGUUGUUUGAACUGUCGGUCAGAGGAGGUUCAAAGUUCAUCGUGGCCUUGAACGAAGACAACGUGGAUGUCGAGCUGUCUCUCAACAAGUGUCUCAAAUUCGCAAAACAAGAGUGUGAUCGUUAUGUUUCUGACAUUAAGGUCAGACGAGAUUAUGAAAUAGACAAUCUGGAGAUACGUGAACCCCAAACAUAAUGUAAAUAUUGUACAUAAUAAUGCAUACAUUGUUGAAUUGCUAGUUUAAUGUGUGUAUAUAUAUAUAUCCAGUACAUUUCCAGCUCUCUGUAUUUUUUGCUAUGUAUAUGCUAUGCCAGAUUUAGGAUCACACGUAUUUUAGCGGCAGUGUGAAAAUUUUUAUACUUCUUUUUCUAUCUGUAGCUAUUUGUAUACAAUUUUAUAUGUCGAAUUGACCGAUUCGCCUAAGGGAAACAGUAAAAACAAAAAGUCAGGCUGAAGGUGAUAUUUUUUGACGAUGAUCCGAUUACACAUCUCGCCCGGUCUCAAUAGACUGAACGACUGAACCACUGGGGAAAAAAAAGUCUGCUGAUGGUGCUUCUUUCAUUUGUAUCACGAGAUAGACGUGUAGCCAAUAUUUUUCUUCACUGGUUAACAUUUCAGUAGUUGCUAUGCCAAUAUGAUUGCGCAAAGUUGUCGCUAGGUUCACCAGAUUCUAGCACAACUGAUGUGUUGUUACAGAGUACCUAAUGAUUACUUUCUCUUUUACCAUUCCAGGGUUGGAUGUGUUGUUCCACAGACGCUGUAAAUAGUGAAACUAGGGGGCGAUGAUUUAUUUGAUACAGUUGAUUUUCAGCCACAUAAACAAACAAUAUGACGACCAUACUGAUGAUUUUUUCUGCUAUUAUUGCUAUUAAUAUUAGCCUAAUUAAAACUUAUUUUCUAAAUAUGUGAUACAGAGAAACACAUUACAUAAAGAUGUCAGCUUGAACUAUUCUUUAACUGGAAGUAUUGGCGUUUGUGCACGUGACAUCCUGUGUCGAAUACACGUGAUACCAACGUCAUACUCACGUGGUGAGGUCAUGUUGCUUCAGAUCGUGACUGGAUAGUUGAACCGUUCCGCCUUGCUCUCUGAAUUGACUGAGAAAAAUAAUCAAAAAAAGAGAAGUCAGUCUGAAGAUGAGACUGUUUUAGCAUCUUGUAAUGCUCCUUCCCAUUUGACAAACACAUCGUUUCUAGACUGAAUGAGACUAAAUAUGUUGAAAUCGUGUACAAAACGUGUUGUGUGUGUGCUUUUGCAAGUGUUCAUUCACUGAUUCAUUUUCUCUCCCUUUUACCAUACACAAUCAUAUCAGACUAAAUGUAUUUUUCCACAGUACUUUAUAUAAAACAGAAAUAAACUAUUGCAUAACGAA